Messenger RNA from Mugil cephalus (flathead mullet), 7342 nucleotides. It is a transcript of the gene col27a1b, whose product is annotated as collagen, type XXVII, alpha 1b. The record is from RefSeq and is a predicted model, not a curated record. Gene Ontology annotation, molecular function: extracellular matrix structural constituent. The transcript has 61 exons. The coding region runs from base 616 to 5709 and encodes 1697 amino acids. NCBI's taxonomy places the organism in Eukaryota, Metazoa, Chordata, Actinopteri, Mugiliformes, Mugilidae.
AGACACACCUUCAUCUGGAGGAGCGCCGCACCUCCGUGUAGCUCCAGAUUAGUUUCCCUGGAUGUCAGCUGAGGGCGAUAGAGGGAGGUGCCCCCCCACCCCUCCUCCUCCUCCUCUUCUUCCCGGUUCUCGAGAUUUCCCCUCAGUCCACAAUAAACUUUCAUUUUGGAAAGUCGACACACACUUACACACGUACACACACUGAGCCACGGUCGUCAUCUUGUCCUUUUCCUUUGGAGAGGUUUUGUUCUUUCUGCAACGCGCGAAGGGAAGGAAGCAAAAAAUAAAGGAAGCGCACAGGUGGAGCUCUGCGGAGCGUCUCUCUCUCUCUCUUUUUUUAUUUUUUUUUUUAUUUUUAAACUGGUGUCACCUCCUGGAAGGAGAUGUCUCGGGGAGAAGAGGAGUCAAGACAAUGACACAGAGCAACAUUUUCAGUCUCGGUUAAUCACGCUCUGUUUUUAGAAUUUUUUUUUAUUUGAUUUUUUUUUUUUUUAUUAUUUUAUUUGUCCGGCAACUCCUUGCGCGACCCUCUUGGAACACCUGGGAUGGAAAAACUUUAUCUGCCUCCUCUGGACUGUAGUGAAAAAACUCCCAAGAAAGAAUGAAGUAACCGCUAUGGAGCCGGACAAUGCCCCGCACUCCAAACUCAAAUCCACUGGAGUCGGGGGGAGAGUUCUGAUUCUUUGGACUAUACUCUGUUGCACCUGCUCUCUAAGGCUGGCACAAGCACAAGAUGUGGAUAUCCUGCAGCAGCUUGGGCUUUCCGGGCGAAGGGCAGGCGGGUCUUCAGGCGUUCGAGCCGUCCCUAAUGGCGUCAUCCCCUUCAAAUCCGGUGUUAUCUUCACCCCCAGGGCACGUAUCCAGGUGCCUCUGCGCACUGUCCUCCCUCCUGCCUACAACACCACCAGUCUGUCCCUGAUCCUCAGCCUCUCGGUCCAUCGCACCAACAGCGCCUUUCUUUUCUCAAUUCUGUCCAAGAGAAGAAAGGUGCAGCUCGGGGUGCAGUUCGUUCCGGGGAAGGUCCUUGUUCACGUGGGGCAGAGGAACUCUGUCAGCUUUGACUAUGACGUCUACGAUGGCCGGUGGCACAGUCUGGCUUUGGAUAUCCGAAGCAACCAGGUACUUUUACACACCUCUUGCGGUACGAAAAGCAUACGUGCAGAUAUGUUCCCCAAACAAGAGGAGGCCCUGGAUCCGGAGGGCUCUUUCCUGCUGGGCAAAAUGAACCACAACUCGGUGCCGUUUGAAGGCGCCGUCUGUCAGUUUGACAUUUACCCCUCUGCAGAGGCAGCUCAUAACUAUUGUGAUUACAUUAAGAAACAAUGCAGAGAAGCUGACACGUAUCGGCCUGUGUUUCCACCCCUGCUACCUCUAUUUUCCAUGGACCCAAACAUCACUGUCACUCACGUAACUCCGCUGUCAUUGACGGAGACUUCCAAGAAGGCCCAGGCGCCUACUGUGGCCCUGACUGGGGAAAAUACAAGGACUAAAAGUAAUGUUCCAUCACUGACGCUGAACAAAACCUCUUUGUAUCAGACCAGCAUCACCCCACAACCUGGUUCUGUUUCUGUUUCUCCACCGGUACACCCAGGGUUGGAAAGCCCGUCUCAAUUUCCAACUCCAACUGUUACAGCGUCUCUAAGGAUCAGAGGGACUCCGCCAAACCCAAAACCGACUUCAUUCACCAGAGAGAACACAAAGCAAGGGGAUGACAACGCUCCAGAACCUUCUGGGAACAGUAUGCAUUUACCUGUUUCCGCUAAACCAUCGGACAUGAAGCCAAACCUCCAGACCACAGCUGUAUCACCACAGGGGUCUCCUUCAAAUUCUUACUCUCCCAAUAAAGAGCAAGUAACCGUGGUAGCUCACAAGAAACCGGAACCAAAAGUGACCAGCAUCCAGGAUGUCAAACCCACCUGGUUCAUUCCAGUCACUCCAGCCGCAACAGAUGGUUUCCAAACAUUUGACCUGGAACCGACCCAGUUCUCACUGCUAGUUGGACCACCUGGACCAAAGGGAGAACCAGGGCCGCCGGGACUUCAAGGACUUCCAGGGUUGCCAGGAAAGCCAGGCAAGAGGGGUCCACGGGGUCCUCCUGGCCCACAUGGAAACCCUGGUCGUCCUGGACCACCUGGAGUGAAGGGACAAAAAGGAGACCCUGGAUUGUCCCCCGGUCCAGCCCCAAAAGGACAGAAAGGAGAGCCUGGUGUCGUUGGCCCUCCUGGACUGCCUGGCCCGAAUGGACGAAAGGGACAAAAAGGUCACCCCGGUCCCGCUGGUCUCCCAGGUGAACCCGGUGAACGGGGAGAUGAUGGAAGCCCUGGGGCCAAAGGCUAUCCUGGCAGGCAGGGUUUACCUGGACCUGUAGGAAGGAUGGGGCCAAAAGGAGUCAGGGGUCACAUCGGCAUCCCCGGGCUUUUUGGCUUUCCUGGUCCUGAUGGCGAAAGAGGAGUUCCUGGCGUUCAUGGGAAGAAGGGCAAGAUGGGUAGGCCGGGGUUUCCUGGUGACUUUGGUGAGAGGGGACCUCCUGGCCCUGAUGGGAACCCAGGUGAACUGGGAGAUCCUGGCCCGUCUGGAGUCACCGGUCUCAUUGGAGACAUGGGCCCCGUUGGCAUCAUGGGUUCACCGGGACCACCAGGACUCAAGGGGGUCUCUGGAAACCCAGGGGAACCAGGACUGAAAGGUGAUAAGGGGGAUGUCGGCUUACCAGGACAGCAGGGGGAGUCUGGAUUUCAAGGGGACAAGGGCAGCCGUGGCUCACCUGGGUUGCCGGGUCCUCGUGGAAAACCAGGACCACAGGGCAAACCUGGUGAAAAGGGCCCCGUUGGUUUUCCUGGUCCUCCUGGCCCAGAGGGAUUUCCAGGUGACAUUGGCCCACCGGGACAAAAUGGCCCUGAAGGACCCAAGGGAAUCCAAGGGACUAGAGGUUUGCCGGGUCCGAGAGGAACACCUGGUCACCAGGGUGAUGAGGGACCAGUCGGACCAGCCGGACCUCCUGGACUCGAGGGCAGGCCUGGGAGGCAGGGAUUCCCUGGACUGACAGGCCCAGAUGGACUCAAGGGUGAGACCGGGAUGACUGGCGAGGUCGGAAAGCUUGGCGAGAGGGGACAGCCUGGUUUCAUCGGGCCCUUCGGAGAGAUGGGAAUCGCUGGAGAAAAGGGGGAUCGAGGGAAAACAGGCGUCCCGGGACCGCCGGGGGAACCGGGGCCGAUGGGUCACACUGGAAUACCUGGAGAAACCGGGCCCCCCGGACCACAGGGGAUCCCAGGGCCUCCUGGUUCACGGGGAUCCACUGGCAUCAGAGGGCCCAAAGGCAGGAGGGGUCCAAGAGGUGCUGAUGGCCCCAUGGGGGACAAAGGGUCCCCAGGAAUAAAGGGCCCCGAUGGUCCCCCGGGAAAGCUGGGCCUCCCUGGGGAGACGGGGAAGCUGGGCGAGCCAGGUGAAGCUGGUCCAAAGGGAUUUCCAGGUGUUCAGGGACCAUCAGGACCUCCAGGAGCCAAAGGAAUCGUAGGAGAGCCUGGACCGACGGGGCCUCAAGGAACGAUCGGGCCACUGGGGGAGAUGGGGCCAGAGGGGCCGCCGGGGAAGAGCGGGGAGAGAGGACCGCCUGGUGAACCCGGAGAGAAGGGUGACGUUGGUUUACCUGGUAACAGUGGGGAGCAGGGCCUCGCUGGCCAGAGAGGUGAGCCAGGCAUUGAUGGGGAGGCUGGACUGAGCGGACCUGACGGAGCCAAGGGUGAAAAGGGGGACGCCGGUCAAGACGGUGCCAAAGGAGAGAGGGGUGAAAUCGGUCAAAAAGGAAAGGAAGGACUGCCCGGGCCUCCCGGACUGGUCGGGGUGAGGGGUCAGGAGGGUAAACCCGGCAAAAUUGGGGAAAGAGGAAAGCCAGGAGAAAAGGGGAGCAAGGGUCACCAAGGUCACCUGGGUGAGGUCGGGCCAACCGGUGAGCGGGGAGAGCCGGGAUAUGUCGGACAGAAGGGAGCAAGGGGAACCGUCGGGCCGGUGGGCGCUCCAGGGAGAAUGGGCCAACAAGGAGACCCAGGCAUAUCAGGCUACCAGGGUCACACAGGACCACCGGGCCCACUGGGACCUCCAGGGCCAAAAGGUGAAAAGGGCGAGCAGGGAGACGACAGCAAGGUGGAAGGUCCUCAAGGUCCCCAAGGUGACAGAGGUCCCUCCGGAGACCGAGGAGAAAGAGGGGAACCCGGUGACCCUGGACACAUUGGUCAGAUUGGAGUGGACGGAGCAAGAGGAGCAGCCGGUGCCCCGGGGCAUCCUGGACAUCCUGGAUCAAAGGGACACGUGGGGCGGAAAGGAUCCAAAGGUGAUCAAGGUCAGAAAGGAAAAUCAGGGGCGAGAGGGGCAUCUGGUUCCAAAGGACCGCCGGGUCCAGAGGGGGCUUCUGGUCCACGUGGGGUCGUGGGCAGGGAAGGAUUUGAGGGUCCUCCUGGAAUAGACGGCCUUCCCGGUACAGACGGCCAUAGAGGCGUCAAGGGGGAGCAAGGAGGAGACGGAGACAUGGGCUCACUUGGAAAACCUGGGCUGAAGGGUAGGAAUGGUGUGACGGGGCUUCCAGGAAGUCAAGGAUCUUUUGGUCCGAAGGGCGAGAGGGGUCUACCAGGACAAACUGGCCCUGCAGGAAAAAGAGGCGCCAUUGGAGGGAUGGGACUGCCGGGAAAACAAGGCGAUCAGGGAACAAAAGGGCAACCUGGGGACGCUGGUGGCCAAGGAUUCCCAGGAGUGUUUGGUCUGUUUGGGCCAAAGGGACCUCCAGGAGACUUUGGCCCAGCGGGGAUUCAGGGACCAAAAGGACCACGUGGUUUGAUGGGUAUGGAGGGAGGUUUGGGCCCCGUAGGCAUCAUCGGCCCCAGCGGUCAUCCCGGACCCCAGGGUGACAAAGGAAGUCGGGGGGAGACGGGGUUGCAAGGACCACAUGGUUCUCCCGGCCCUCGUGGACCACCUGGACCUCCAGGUAUUUCAGGUUCUGCCCUUUCCCUUAGAAACGAAGCUCUUGGCACUGCCUUUCAAGUCCUCAUUGAUUCCCACGCUGCACUGAGACAUGAGAACUAUCAGAGCAUGGAGCUGCCCAUGUUGGACCAGGGCACCGAGAUCUUUAAGACCCUCCAGCACCUCAGCACCCUGAUCCAGAGUCUGAAGAACCCGCUGGGAACCCGCGACAACCCCGCACGGAUCUGCCGUGACCUCUACAACUGUGAGCAGAGGCUGCAUGAUGGCACUUACUGGAUCGAUCCAAACCUCGGCUGCUCUGCCGACACUGUUGAGGUGACGUGCAACUUCACUGGCGGAGGACAGACAUGCCUGAAACCCAUCACAGUUUCUAAGCUGGAGAUCGAAGUGGGUCGCAUCCAGAUGAACUUCAUCCACCUCCUGAGCACGGAGGCCGUGCAGCACAUCACCGUUCACUGCCUGAACGCGCCUGUGUGGGCGGCCGGACCCUCGCAGCGGCCUUCAUCCAGAGCGGUGGGCUUCAAGGCCUGGACGGGGGAGAGGAUAGAGGCGGGAGACCUGCUGGAGCCGCUCACACCCAGGGACGACUGCUGGAUCAAAGAUGGCCGCUGGCAUCAGACGAACUUCAUCUUCCACAGCCAGGACCCAAACUUGCUCCCUAUCGUGGAUGUGUACAACCUCCCAGCGCCGGAGCCCGGGGCCCGGUUUCACCUCGAGGUCGGACCUGUGUGCUUCUUAUAAAAGACCCCGUGGAGGGGGGGGGGGGCCGGGAAAACCCAGUAAAGUAUUGACUGCAUAGAAGAUCUUUGGACUUUUGGACAGGGGAGACAUUCUUUUCCUGUUUUCCGGAGCAACACUUCUCUACUGUCUCCAUAAAAUAUGCUUGGACUGCAGAAACAGAAAGGCGCCGGAUAAAGAAGACCCGUUGGUCCAGCACAGAUAAGACUUCUGGGACUAAUAGGACCAUGGAAACCGAGAAUAAGCUCCUUUUUUUUCCAGAGACUUGUUUGUGUGACGCAAGCUCCCGGAUGUCCGCGGGCAUCCUCAACUCCGCAAGGGACUGGCAGCUGUUGGUGGACAUGGAGCGACAACUUCAAAGUUCCCCAGUCACCAACCUCCCUAAGACCAGAUAUCGUUCUCCUCCUGUCCGAGUCCACCAAGCAGGCGGUUAUGUUGGAGUCAACAGCUCCUUGGGAAAACCGCUUCACCAAGUAUGAAGGGCUGGUUUAGCUUUUGCCAGCGAGCAGGCGGCACAGUAGCUAAGCAGCCAUCUGGUCUCAAGCUAGGGUCCGAUCACCCCUCCCGGCUGGAUCGCCCGGGGGAGGGCACAGGACGUUGAAAGACGCUCGAUUAAUCCAGGAACGUGACUCAAGACGCGCUCAGAUGCCACUUUCUGGAAGGAAACAGUAUGAACUUUGUCAGUUCCGUCGUAUCUCGGACCACGUUGUAUCAUAUUCCCUUCACGGUCCCUUCAAGACCUGUACAGACAUGUGGAUCAGCUCCAUCUACAAAAUUCACUUAACAAUUAUUUUCAUUUUUAGGAUUAUUUAUACAUGUAUAUGUACUGUAUAUUGUAAUAUAAAGUGCAAUAGUUAUUGUUUCACAGCCUUUAGUGAUCUACAGUACGGUAUCACUCAUUCAGGUACAGUGUGCCUCAGACACACGCUCUCUCCAGGUAUUUUUCUAUUUGAGCCUCUGCAAAGUGUCCACAGCUGAGACACGCCACGUUUUUUUUUCUUGUUUUUUUAAUAUCUUCACACAAACAACUGCUGUGAGCUGCUUCCCCAGACUUCCACAAGUGUGUCAUUACGCUACCUCGUCCUGCGCCUCUCAUCUUCCAGCGCUCGAGCUGCUGCCUGAUCUAAUCUGGGAUGACGCAGAGGUGACACCUGGUGCUCUGACGGUCGACACUCAAAAGUCCUGAAACUCUCUGCAAAGCUGCUCCUGAGUGCUUUAAAAGGGAAGACUGUAACACACACACCUUUCUUUAACUUAUAUUUUCAAGGUAUUAUUUUUUUUUUUUUUUUUCAAUAUUCUUUGUACGAGUCUCACGCUAUAAGUUAAGUUUGUUUUCUCGGAAUGUAAAUGUAUAAUUAUGCAACUUUUCAUGCAUCAGUGGGUUCUAUUUAAAUAUUAUUUAAAUUCUCAUUGGAAUUCCAGUUCAAAAACCAGGCAUCAAAGUUAUGUUUUCAGCACAUUGUCUUUUGGUCAUUUGGAGAUUUAGAAUAAAAUCUACUCAGAGGAUUUCACUCAAAAGAGAAACAAAACUACAAACCUCACAGUACAUGAGCUCAGACGUUUUAUGACGCGUGAUUGAAGUCUAACGGCUCGACAGGUAAUUCAAUAAAAGUCGAAAAACCUUUGUUGAUAAGCA